Gambusia affinis (western mosquitofish) is the source of this 1561-nucleotide messenger RNA. RefSeq names its product centrosomal protein 44 (gene cep44). The record is from RefSeq and is a predicted model, not a curated record. Gene Ontology annotation, cellular component: spindle pole; centrosome. Bases 360 to 1418 code for a protein of 352 amino acids. The transcript has 11 exons. Lineage: Eukaryota; Metazoa; Chordata; Actinopteri; Cyprinodontiformes; Poeciliidae.
CAUUUCAUCUGCUUUAGCUCCCGAUCUAAGCUCAUUACAUUCUAGAAAACACGGUUAUUUUUGAUUGGUGGAAGCUUAAUUUGAUUUAUUAACACUGAAAAAGGACAAUUUUAAGACUCUUGGCUUGACUUGAGACAAGUUUUCCUCUGAUGCAGUUUGAAAACUACAGUAUGUCUCAGCCAAACUUAGCAAUGUUAGUUUGACCUAAAGGGAGUUUUUGCAAAACUCAAUCUUUAAUUGGUUAAAUAUUUAAAGCUCUAGAAUUGUAAAUGAUAAUAAUAAAUCAUGGUUUAAUUAAUCUCAAACUGUGUUUUAUUUAUUAUGUAAUAAAUAGACCCAGUUCAACAUUAUAGGCUACAAUGCUUUCUGCAGGAAAUGUUCAGAGUUGCCUCAGGAAAUUAGAAGCUCUACUGCGAGUGAUUAAGUACCCAUCAGAUGUUGAUUACAGGGGGCUUUCCAAAGGAGACCCCUCCUCUUUUCUCCCCAUAGUGAGCUUCACCCUCACCACAUUCUCUCCACCUUUUGCUGAGCAGCUUGUGGCAGCUGGACUGGAACUGUCCGGCAAAACCGACCUCAGGUUCACUGACACGCUUUAUAAGGUUCUAAGAGAUAUCUUCCACUAUAAGCCCAUACUGACCAAGGAGCAGUUCCUCCAGUGGGGGUUUUCUCAGAGGAAAAUCUCCUUCAUCUGUGACAUAAUUAAUCUGGUUUUGCAGAGACACAAGCAGCUCCGCAAGCCCAAAGUGAGAUAUCCUGCUAAACACAAUGUCAGAAAGAAAAGUCAGAUGACAACCACUGAUGCAGAUGCUGUGUCCAAACAUCCAUUUGUGGAAGAUCACAGAAGAAAUCCUUUACAUUUUGCUACUUCAGCCAAAGAAGACACUUUUUCUGCUGAUAAUGAAGGCUCUACCCAUCACUCUGAAAUGCCACCCUCUGGUUUAUCUGAAAUCCCAACUCUAGAUGAAGAGGAGUCAAAGGAGAGCUUUUUAUUUGGAAGUUCAUCGGAGGUAGAUGGAAGACUCUCGGCCCUGGAGGCUAAUGUCGACACUCUUAUGUCUGCAUUCAACAAGCUGGAUAUUCUGGAAAAAAGACUCGAGGAGCUGGAGUUCAAAAGUGAAAAUAAGAAUGAUGAGGAAGUUGUUAUGGUACCCAAAGAAAGUUGGGAAAACCUGAUGAGCAGAGUGGUGUUACUGGAAGCUAAACUGGAGCUAAGGGAUAUUCAGCUUAAUGCUUCAUCGCCAGCAGAGCCACUCACCUCCCCCCAUUCCUCCCUUUCAGCUGUUGAUUCCUCACAGAAGGAUCUGAAGGAAAGACUGAAGAGGAUUACUAGCAUGAUGAAGGAAACUUCUAGUCUGUUAAAGAACAAGGAGUCCUGCACUAUCCUGCAUCUAACUUCUGAUGGCGGAGUCGCAUCUUAGCUCUUAAUGUUAUAGUACAUGGACACUUUUCUGUCUUUUUUUUUAAAGUCUAUUGAUGUAUAUAUAUCCCAAAUGAUCACUUUUAUCAAUGCAUUAAAUUUACUACCGGAUAACCUUUUGACAUUAAAUUAUUUGGUUUUAAA